Suillus discolor is the source of this 4002-nucleotide messenger RNA. RefSeq lists its product as uncharacterized. Gene Ontology annotation, molecular function: protein kinase activity. The transcript is spliced from 15 exons. Gene Ontology annotation, biological process: protein phosphorylation. The coding region runs from base 1 to 4002 and encodes 1333 amino acids. NCBI's taxonomy places the organism in Eukaryota, Fungi, Basidiomycota, Agaricomycetes, Boletales, Suillaceae. The record is from RefSeq and is a predicted model, not a curated record.
AUGGCAUCAACAUCAUCAUCCUUUGUGCUCAGCCAUCUCCUUGCAAUAGUCACUAGCUCUAUCCCUGCCAUUGGCGACUUUGCACCUCAGAAGCAGGCGGACAUGGAUCAAUUGAUGAAGCACGAGCUCCUGGUGGGUUCAGACGGCAUUUUAGUGGGUGGUAAACAUGUUCUGUGGGAGGAGGGCAUACAAGGCCUGACAUCAUCUAUCCUCGAUGUCCUUAUCCUGCAAUCCAGUCUCAAAAUACAAGAGAUAAAUGACAUUAGAUAUGUCAAGAAGAAGGACAGUUUUAUCCUGCAUGGGUCAUCUGUAUUAAUAAAUCCACGGGGUGUCACUCACCCAAAAUGGAGGCUUACUCUUCCUUUUUCUGGUCAGCUGAAGAAGAUGAAAAGAAAUCAGCAGGAGUCACAGACUGAUACAGAAGCGGAGGAAGAGGAAGAGGCACAUGAAGAUGAAGAUGGAGAUGGAGCUGAAGAGGAAGAAGACAAUGGAGAGGAUGGAGAUGGAGAUGGAGAUGGAGAUGGAGAUGGAGAUGGAGAUGGAGAUGGAGAUGGAGAUGGAGAUGGAGAUGGAGAUGGAGAUGGAGAUGGAGAUGGAGAUGGAGAUGGAGAUGGAGAUGGAGAUGGAGAUGGAGAUGGAGAUGGAGAUGGAGAUGGAGAUGGAGAUGGAGGUGGAGAUGAAGAUGAAGAUGAAGGCAAAGAGUUCUCUACUGUUCCUGUACCGGAUGCUACCAAUUCCAAAAAACCUGAUUUAGUCCUUAUGGACUAUAGGCUGAAGAAGCGCGAUGGGAACGAGAAGAGUUGGGCAUAUGUUCUGACAGGAGUAGAGAUCACCAUCUCAGAACUGGUGGAGGGAAAGGACAUACCAAUAUUUCUGGGGGUUGUGACCAAAUGCUACCUCAUCAUACACGAACAACCGUGGUGCCGUUUCAUUCUUAUUUUCAGUAUCGCGAACAAGAAGCUUUGUGCCUAUUACUUGGACCAUUCUGGCAUGAUAAUCUCAGCACCUCUCCUAAUCAAUCGAGAUGCUGUGCGUUUUGUUGAUGUCUUGAACACAAUGAUGCUAGCGAGUCACUCUGCUCUCGGUCUCGAUCCCACCAUUCAUUCUGUACCUGAGCUGGUCAAUGUUUUUCUUGACCUUGUUGUCGCCCACAGAACGCUGACGUUUGAGCGGAAGGUUCUUCAUGGAGAUCUCAGUCCCAAUAACCUCAUCAUAUAUGAGGGAAAAGGCUACUUUAUCGAUUUUGACCAUGCCAAAUUCGUCCAACUCAACAGUAAAGCGAAGGAUUCAUGUGAAAUGGGAACAAUACCAUACAUAUCCUGUCGCCUUCUCAAACUGAUGGGAGGCAUUCCCACUCCUGAAUCAGUUGAGCACAGGGCCUCCGAUGACCUUGAGUCACUCUUCUAUAUCUUCCUCAAAUGUAUGACUAUAUAUGGUGGGCCCGGUGGUCUAAUCACAAACAGAGGGAUACCCCCCGAAAACGCCUGUAGAUGGAAUAAAGUGUACAUGAUGAUGGACGUAGACGGUCUUGGGAUUAGCGGAAGCCUCAAGAAAGAGUUCAUAAUGAAGAAAACCCCGGUUUAUGAGCCUGCACCAUAUUUCCAAGCAUGUUACCCCAUCCUCGAGGACUGGUGCAUGGCGAUUAGAGACACACUCAUCAACAAUAAAGACAUCUCUCACGACCAAAUUCAGGAGAUUAUACAACGGGGGUUGGAUAACAUCGACAGCUUUCCGAGUCCUGCUGAAAUACUGCUCCCUCUACUUCCAAUGCCAUCUGCUACUCCGAUGCAUUCCUCUGUUUCUUCUCCAGCCACAACUCGGGGUCCGCAGCUUCGUCGUUCAAGCCGGAUAAGCCACCCUGCACAUUCAUUGGUGCCAUCUGGCCCUUCAUCGUUCACACCCCCUCCCCCACCUUCUCGGCCUGCUUCAAGCAGUCAUUCUCGACGCAGGAGGAAGAAAGCCAGACAUGCUUCUCCAUGCAACAAUUCUGGGGAGGAUGCUGAGCCCGCACGACGAAGUCUGCAAAAAGCUGGUGAGAUGGUGAUGGCGGCCCCAACAAGGCGAAGGAAGAACACUGUUGAAAUCAGUGAUUCAGAAGAAAAUCUGAUGGCUCCUUCACAAGUUGCAAGAGGAAAGAAAAAAGCUCCUAGAAAGACAUCUGUGAAGGCCAAUGCUGCACAGCCAGAAUGCCAACGUGCUCACUCUCCGCAUCCAUUUCUUCACACUGCCCAGUGUUCUGACAGGUUUGGAUUCAAGGUGCCAUAUGCUAUUGAUGGUUGGGAUCUGACCCAGCCUGGUCACAGCCAGAAGACUAGAGCUACAGAACCUGGUACAAGGAGUCAUAAACAGCAAGACUCACUAGAUCACGAAAACGUCAUCCAAGACAAUGAAGAUUUUUCUAGAAACUUUGAUGACAGCAACCAACAAGAUGACAAGAAAGACGACAAACAAGAUGACAAGAAAGACAAAGAACAGGACAAAGAACAGGACAACAAGGAAGAUGACGAGCAAGAUGAACAAGAUUCGAGGGAGGAUCUGCAAGCAUGCCAUGACAGGCAUCACGAUGACGAUGAUCCAAUGGGAUUAGACCAAGACCAUGGCCCAGAUGUCCAAACAGAUAACGAGCGUGAUGAUCCAGGCGUUUUUGAUGUCCUGGAGCGCCACCAGGCAAAAAAUGGACGGUGCAAGGCUCCUUCCCUGAGCUGUCUAUUAAGUUCCUCUCGUAGAUACUCACGUGCACCUGCUCACUCAAUGUCUCCUCAUCAAUAUACAUCCCAACGUUCUCUGAACCCAAAUGCAUCUCGUGCUUCCACUCGUAGACUGUCUCCUCAUCAGCGCUCACCAACUCAAUCAACCCUGGUUGCUCGCUCCAAGUCUCCACACACUAAUGAUUCUCGUGCUUCCACCCAUAGACCGUCUCCUUGUCGUUCGACCACAUCAUCCAGUCGCGCCCAGCCUCCCUCUCGUGGGCGUGCCUCAUCACAGGCUCCACCUAGUCAUGUUGGUCAAUCAGAUCAUGUGCCUUCCCUCACUCCUACUUCAGGCCGUUAUCAAUCUCAUAGUGUUACACCUGAUGUGCGCGACCAACCCAAGCACAAAGGGGAUUGGACCAACAAUCAAUCAAACCCUUCGAAGUUAGGGUUUUACCCACCAUGUUGGCAGGCAUUUCUUCAGGCAGCAAAGUUGGAAAUGCGCCUGCAGGCUGUACUAACGCAUCCAAUACCAGAGCACUUUGAUGCUGUAGAACUUGCACGAGAAGUCCUAGAUGUUACAGGCAUCCGUAACACCUACAGGAGCCCCAGCUCUGCCUACGCCUGCCCCCGCUCUGCUAGACUCCCGGCGCGGCGCCGAGAACCACCCUCAGCUUCAGUAGACUCACUCGAGUCGUCGCUGAGAAGACCUAUCCUAGUUCGCACACGCCGACCGACGGUCAGCGUAACACUAGAUGCAGUGUUAUGGAAAUACCACUCAAAGAAGAUUAGAUUGGAGAGAGGAUAUUUUCCAGAAUAUCGUGACCAGAUGUCAUGGUUGCUCUGUAACGACCUGUUUACGUUCCAUACAGAGCUCAAGAAAAUCAUCAUCUCUCUUGCGAAACAGUUAUAUGGCAUCUUUCCAAAAGGUGGCGUGACACGCGGGCACUUGGUGCAGGAACGUGUUACUGAAGCAGCGUCUAAAUUGCUCAAGUCUGGUGACUACCUUUGGCUUCCUGACUCGUCUGAGGGCAAGUAUAAGAACUUUAUAUCACAGGUUCUUCACGAUGUGUGCCAAGAUUUCUACUACAGCAACGGUAAGAAAGCGCUGAAGUUGAUGGACGAAUUCCAACGCUCAAUUCCUGUCAAUGGCCUCAUUCUUGUGGCCGCAGUUGCUAAGGGUGUUCUAACUGGUUUCUGUGACACCGGCACAGACAAGGUCCCUGAUCUGUCCGCUGAUAGAUGCAGGUCAGAUUUCAACUCCAUACAAAAAUCUGUUGAUACAUUGAUGGAUAUCCCUGAUUGUUGUUGA